AUAGCACCAAACGUUGAUCAAGGUGAAGCAGAUGAUGCCAUAAGACCAAACGCUUAUCAAGGUGAAGCGGCUGGUGCCAUAGCACCAGACGUUGAUCAGGAUGAAGCAGAUGAUUCCAGAACACCAAACGCUUAUCAAGGUGAAGCGGAUGAUGUCAUAGCACCAAACGUUGAUCAGGGUGAAGCAGAUGAUGCCAGAACACGAAACACUUAUCAAGGUGAAACGGAAGAUGUCAUAACACCAAAAGCUGAUCAGGAUGAAGCGGUUGAUACCAAUUUUCCAAAAGCUGAAGAGAGUGGAACAACUGAAGCUAAGGCCACAGCGGAAGACGAAGAUUUUACUCAAGUCACAAGUGUUGUUGAUAAAGGAGGACAAGAUACUGCUGAUAUUUCUAGUGCAGUUUCGGAACAACAAAACGAACUUGAUAUUUCUAGUCCAGUUUCGGAACAACAAAACGAACCUGAUAUUUCUAUUGCAGUUUUGGAACGACAAAAGGAACCUGAGCCUGUGCCUGACUCUGACCCUGAGUUUGAGCAUGAACCUGAGCCUCAUACUGAAAAGUUGGAAGAUAAGGUAGAGGACGUAAAAUCUGAUCAUAUUCCUCAACAUGAUGAUGGAGAUAAGGAGAAUCAAAUCCAAGAGGAAAUCAUUGUUGGUGAUGAUCCCCAGCAGGAAAAGACUCAUUGUAAGGAUAGGGAGGCGACAACCGAACAUGGAGGAGAGCAUGAUGCAACCGAAGAGGUGGGUGCUACUAAAGAAAUUGAAGAAGAAAAAGAACAACCUGAAAGCAGGAGGGAGGAUGAUAAUGAAGGAAGUCUGCGGCAGAAGCUUGAAUCCAGUAAAGAAGAAACGGUACAAGAAUUAGAUACAGUGCAAAAAACAGAGCCUGAGGCAGAAACAGAGGCGGUGGUAAAGGCAGAGGCAAAGACAAUGGUAAAGGCAGAGCCAAAGACAGAGGUAAAGGCAGAGACAAAGACAGUAGUAAAAGCAGAGACAAAGACAGAGGUAAAGGCAAAGCCAAAGACAACAAACCUCGUCGUCAAGAGCCAUGUACAAGGAAAGAAGGUAUCUACAACACCGUACAAUAAUAUGAUCGAGGAAACAGCCACUAAGCUAGUACAACAGAGGAGGAACAAAGUUCUCGCACUGGCUGGGGCAUUUCAGAAUGUCAUAGAUAAGAAACUUCUAACGUCAAAUCAACAUGAUUUUUGUCCAAAAUCUGUAGUGAUAUAUGAUCAAAUCAUUUCCCGAGAUUCAUUCAAUUGUGAUCAACCCUUCGCAUACCAUAGCUUAUAG
Hibiscus syriacus is the source of this 1296-nucleotide messenger RNA. Its product is annotated as protein gar2-like. NCBI's taxonomy places the organism in Eukaryota, Viridiplantae, Streptophyta, Magnoliopsida, Malvales, Malvaceae. The annotation marks the transcript as partial. Gene Ontology annotation, molecular function: calmodulin binding. The record is from RefSeq and is a predicted model, not a curated record. The transcript has a single exon.